Messenger RNA from Parathielavia appendiculata, 610 nucleotides. RefSeq lists its product as uncharacterized. The record is from RefSeq and is a predicted model, not a curated record. The transcript has a single exon. Bases 250 to 570 code for a protein of 106 amino acids. NCBI's taxonomy places the organism in Eukaryota, Fungi, Ascomycota, Sordariomycetes, Sordariales, Chaetomiaceae.
UCAAAGCUUGCAUGGACAACCCUUUCCGGUCCAUCAUCACCUUCAACAAGGAAAAUAUCACCUCAACCAUCCCGCAACAUGGCGAACACAACCUGCUCCGGCACCGUGAUGCCGGAUAUUCAUUAACCUCCCAGUCCCCCAGAACACUAACAUGGUUGUGACGAGCAGCGCAAACCUGACCGGAUCGCAUCUGGGCAUGGAGGCCUGCUUCUAGCCGAACAUCGUUCAGGUCAUCGACGAGUGCUGGAUAUGGUGCGAAAUACCCAGGUCCUACUUCAACGGCACAUAAGGAUGGCGCAGCUUGCCAGAUGGAAUCUUAGCUUGUUCCAUAGGAGCAAUGCCAGGGGGAAUGGGAUCAUCGGUUUCCAAAUGAACGCGGCAGCUCGGCCUGAGAUGGGCUCGGCAAGGAAAGCGGUUUUUGGGCGCUGGCGUUGUCUGGACUCGUUUACAUUUUGUAAAAGACAGAUUGUCGAAGUCGCAAAGGCCAGCGGCGUCACACUUCUUGGUCGUCUUGGGAUCUGGGAGAUCCAGUACAUACUAUGUGGAGGCCAAUUUAAUACUGAGUGGUGAGGUGGUAAUCCGUGGUUACUUAAAAGUUAUGCAAUGCUAC